This is a messenger RNA of Fomitopsis serialis, 896 nucleotides long. RefSeq lists its product as uncharacterized. Gene Ontology annotation, biological process: ubiquitin-dependent protein catabolic process; protein deubiquitination. Gene Ontology annotation, molecular function: cysteine-type deubiquitinase activity. The coding region runs from base 91 to 729 and encodes 212 amino acids. The transcript is spliced from 10 exons. NCBI's taxonomy places the organism in Eukaryota, Fungi, Basidiomycota, Agaricomycetes, Polyporales, Fomitopsidaceae. The record is from RefSeq and is a predicted model, not a curated record. Gene Ontology annotation, cellular component: cytoplasm.
AGCUUGUACCACUACAGCCACCUGCAAGAGCUGAUCAUAUUCUUAACCAUCGAGAAUAGCCUGCAACAGCAUUUGGAAACAGAAAACAGAAUGUCAAGCACCCCGAGUCGCUGGAUUCCACUGGAGAGCAAUCCCGAUGUAUUGAACCAGUGGGCGAGCAAAGCCGGGCUUGUCACUUCGCAAGCAGAAUUCGUAGACGUCUACGGCUUAGACGGAGACCUCCUCGCGAUGGUCCCACAACCCGUGAAGGCCGUAAUCCUACUCUUCCCGAUUACUGGAGGAGAUGACCGGAUUAAGACCCAUGGCCAGCGCUCAAUUGACCCUACGGUCUUCUAUAUCAAGCAGACGAUCGGAAAUGCAUGCGGGACGAUCGGGCUGCUGCAUGCACUCGCCAACGCAGACGUGACACUGGCUCCGGAGAGUCCUCUUGAGCAGUUCAUCGACCAAUGCAAAGAGAUGACACCCGAGGAGCGCGCCAAGGCCCUCGAGACCACCCCGCUGUUCGCAAACAUCCACGCUGAAGCGGCCUCAUCCGGUCAAACCACCGUCACCGAAGCAGAUAUGCACACGGACCUGCACUUCACCUGCUUCGUGCAGACGCCCGACCCGCCUCGCACGAACGUUGUAACCUCAUUCCCGCCGCGUCUCGUCGAGCUCGACGGCCGCCGAGUCGGACCAAUCGACAGGGGGCGUCAACGAACUUGCUUGAGGACGUCGCGAAGUACGUGAAAGAUACGUACGUGGCGCAGACGACGAGCAUGCAGUUCAGCAUGAUGGCGCUCCAGUGGUUCCUGGAGGGCAUGUGCUCGGAACGCGAAAAACUCGACGUGAGUGAGGUACAACACGGUAGUCUUAUCAGCUGGGUGAGUGCUGCAGCCCUGGCCAUGAUCCCCUAG